Molecule: messenger RNA, 1212 nt
Organism: Talaromyces proteolyticus
Lineage: Eukaryota; Fungi; Ascomycota; Eurotiomycetes; Eurotiales; Trichocomaceae
Product: mediator of RNA polymerase II transcription subunit 7
Exons: 2
Coding region: 155-928 (257 amino acids)
Biological process (GO): regulation of transcription by RNA polymerase II
Cellular component (GO): core mediator complex; mediator complex
Molecular function (GO): transcription coregulator activity
Source: RefSeq, a predicted model, not a curated record
GAACGGGAGGCUAGUCGCGGGAGUUCCUUUCUGCGUCGUGGACCGCUCCCUGCACCUACACCACCUACACCACCUACACAACACGAAUAACAUUCUAGCAAUACACAUCAUAUCCCAGCAGACUUGAUAUCACGAUAUAAAGCACCAUCUCUAAAUGGCGGAAGCACAGCGCGCCGUCACUGCGGCCUUCCCUCCUCCACCGCCGUUCUGGAAACACUUCUCUAAGGAAAAUGUCGAGAAGCUGGACAAGCUCAAGGCAGAAUCGGCCAAGUCGCACGACGGGAACCCAAAGAAGAAAUGGUCGCCCAGCGAGCUGCAGGCGUUGGAUACACCGUCCGAACUCCGGUACUUGAUUCCUCCCAAGGCCCCGACCGAAGGAACUUAUAGUGUUUUCGGGGAGCUACAAAAUCUCUCCAGUGCUCUCCCAUCUCUGAAAGACCAAGGAAUUGAGCAACUCUACCCCGAACCCCCGGCCACCGACGGGGGAAAGGAAGCCCAAGUCGCCCAGCCCUUGAAUCACGCGUUUUAUUUGCUAAAAAUUAGCAAAUCUCUGCUCCUCAACUUUCUAGAGUUUGUCGGUAUUCUGUCUAUCGCGCCCGAACAAUUUGAAACGAAACUAGACGAUCUACGGAACCUUUUCAUCAACGCCCACCACUUGCUCAAUCUUUACCGGCCUCACCAGGCACGAGAAUCACUGAUACUCAUGAUGGCAGAACAACUAGAAAGUACAAGAAAUGAGAUCCAGGAGAUGGACCAAAUACAGAACCGCGUUGAGAGGCUACUUGAGCAGCUUGCAGUUGAAGCAAAAGACGUGGCUGAUCCAAUCCUGUCGGAGUCGAAAGAGGACACAAAUGGUGCACAGAUCGACAAUAAGACGGUGCAGGAAGCGCGCCAGCUCUGGGAUUUGUUGGAAGAGUACGACUCUUGAUCUCUUUGCCGCUCCUUGAUUAUUACCAGACUAUAUCACUUUGAGCGCUGUCGAAAUUGCGCAGCCGGCAAUAUCGCGGAAUUGAUCUUCCACGAGCAUAGAACAGUGAAAUUGAGACUCAGCUCCACAGAAUAUCAUGUUGGAAUGACUGUCAAUCUUCAUGCAUCAACAAUGAUAUUGAGCUAUCGGAGAGGAGAUAUUCCGGCCGGUCACGUGAGCCGCUAAUUUCCCCAAGCUUUAAAGCGCCACACAAAUUUUCACCUCGUUUCUACAGCCCAAACUCU